AUGGCGCGAACCAGCCUCGCAGACGUAGAGUCCGGCGCAACCACCCCCAUGUACUCCGGCCCGGCGGACUCCGUCGACAACAGCCCCCAGCGACAGUCCGAGAAGCUCGAAGCGGCCGUCACCGUCGCCGCCGACGAGCCCCCCGACGGCGGCCGCCUCGCCUGGACGCACGCCCUCCUCAUGCACAUCGUCUUCUUCAACACCUGGGGCGUCGUCAACGGCUACGGCGUCUUCCAGGACUACUACACCGCCGCGCUCGCCCGCCCGCCCAGCGACAUUGCCUGGAUCGGCAGCGUCGGGACCUUCCUGCUGUUCGGCGUCGGCGUCGCCUCGGGGCGCGCCACCGACGCCGGGUACUUCUCCCACGUCUUCCGCGCGGGCGUCUUCCUGGAGCUGCUGGGCGUCUUCAUGACGUCGCUGGGCACGCGCUACUGGCACUUGUUCCUGUCGCAGGCGGUGUGCAUGGGCGUCGGCAACGGGCUGGUGUUUUGCCCCGCGCUGGCCAUCUUGUCGCAAUACUUCAAGCGGCGCCGCGCGUUCGCGGUCGGGUUGGCGGCGGCGGGCGCGGCGGUGGGCGGGUUGGUGUACCCGAUUCUCAUCAACAGGCUGAUCUUCCACGACAAGGUUGGCUUCGGCUGGACCAUGCGCUGCAUGGGCCUGGUCAUGCUCGUCACGUACAUCCCCUGCCUGGUGCUGUUCAAGCCGAGGCUGCCGCCGCGGAAGACGGCCGACUGGAUCGACACGACGGCGUUCAAGGACGUGCCCUUCAUCCUCUUCACCAUCAGCAUGUUCUUCGCCUUUUGGGGGCUGUACUUUGCAUUCUUCUUCCUCGGCACGUUUGCGAGGGAUCGAAUCGGCGUCGCGCAGCCGAUCUACCUGCUCAUCUUACUCAACGGCGUCGGCGUCAUCGGUCGCAUCUCGCCCACCAUCGUCGCGGACAAGUGGUGCGGUCCGCUGAACCUCGUCAUCGCGAUAGGACUCGUAUCGAGUCUGCUGGUGUACUGCUGGGCGGCCGUGGACUCCUCGGCCGGCCUGUACGUCUUCGCCGUCAUAUACGGCCUGGCCGCCGCGGCACUGCAGGCGCUUUACCCGGCCGUCGCGACGACCAUGACGCCGCACCCGAGCAAGACGGGCACUCGCGUGGGCAUGAUCCUGUUCUUCGUCAGCUUCGCCAACUUGACGGGGCCGGCAAUAUCAGGCGCCAUCAUCGAGCGCUCCAAUGGCAGCUAUCUGGGAGCGCAGAUGUUUGCCGCGACGUCCAUUCUGUUGGCCGCGGCCUUUGCUGUCGCCACCAAGGUGGCAAAGGCGGGCUGGAAGCUUCGCACAAAAGUUUAA
Messenger RNA from Cordyceps fumosorosea ARSEF 2679, 1335 nucleotides. Its product is annotated as Major facilitator superfamily domain, general substrate transporter. Gene Ontology annotation, molecular function: transmembrane transporter activity. Bases 1 to 1335 code for a protein of 444 amino acids. The record is from RefSeq and is a predicted model, not a curated record. The transcript has a single exon. Gene Ontology annotation, cellular component: fungal-type vacuole membrane. Lineage: Eukaryota; Fungi; Ascomycota; Sordariomycetes; Hypocreales; Cordycipitaceae. Gene Ontology annotation, biological process: transmembrane transport.